Molecule: messenger RNA, 3406 nt
Organism: Blastomyces gilchristii SLH14081
Lineage: Eukaryota; Fungi; Ascomycota; Eurotiomycetes; Onygenales; Ajellomycetaceae
Product: SRP receptor beta subunit
Exons: 3
Coding region: 75-1043 (322 amino acids)
Source: RefSeq, a predicted model, not a curated record
AACAGAUUUAUCAAAUUCCAAUUGUCCGCUCUCCCUAUAUAAUUUGCGUGCGACGGCACAAUCUAGCCACCACCAUGGAUUGGAGUCCCAGCGGAAUAGCGACCACCCUUCUCUCCGGCAACCUAAUUGCCAUUCUCGUUACCUGCACCAUUGCCCUCUCGCUCCCUGUCGUCUUCCAUAUUCUUCUCUACCAAACCUCACCCGCAAAGGACUCAAGGGAUUUCUUGCUCCUGGGUCCUAGCGGGUCAGGCAAAACAGCCUUAUGCUCACUCUUGCAACAACGCUCGAUAUCAUCCUCUUCUCCGAAACCACCUCGAGAAACACAUACCUCCCAAGUUUCAUCCUUUGUCCACAUAACUCUCCCGCCAACUGUCCCUAUUGGCUCCAACAAAUAUCGCUCAGUCAAUGACCCGACUCUCGGAGAAGCUACAAAGAACCCGAUUACAUAUCGGCUCCGAGAUACCCCUGGCCAUGGCAAACUCCGUGCAUCCCAGGGCAUCGCUUCAUUGUUGUCCCUCUCAGAUCCUAAAAGGAAAGGCUCUGUUGGGAUCCGUGGAGUAAUCUUCAUGUUGGAUUCCGCUGCCCUAUCACAAAGCGAUAAAACGCUACGGGACACCGCUACCUACCUACACGAUGUGCUCAUUACGCUACAGAACCGAGUGUACAAGAACGGGAAGAGAAUAUCAUCAUCAUCUUCUAAAAAGACACCUAAGAUUCCCGUCCUGGUCGCUGCGAAUAAGCAAGAUUUAUUCACAGCCCUGCCGCCGGGUUCAAUAAAGGCGAAGAUGGAGUCCGAACUUGAGAAUAUCAGAGUCUCGAAACGGCGAGGGUUGUUGGAUGUGAGCAUGAAUGGCUUGUCUGCAGAAGAGGAGCCGGAUAUGCUAGGUGGGGACGAAGAGGAAGGGCCUUUUACUUUUCAGAUGCUAGAUGAGCAAAUGGGGAUUGAAGUUGACGUUAUGGGGGGUGCUGUGUUGAACGAUGAUGAAACGGAUCGUGGGGGUGGGAUGCGGCGUUGGGAAGAGUGGAUUGGGAUGUGCUUAUGAUGUGCUUGUUAUGCACGAGGUAUUGCGCAGAUCAUGAACUCGGUUCCCAUUUUUAUUUUCCAUUCGACAUACCCUCUAGCCGGGGUCUUUCCUAUUUUUUGUUGCUGAUCAUAUCGAUCAAUCUCCUCAUCUACCCCGCCAUCGUCAUGAAAAGAGAGUGCAUAUGUGUAUGCCCCGGCAAAAUGAAAUUUGGGUAUAUUUCGCGGCCGGAAAUGGAAAUAGCUCUUCAACUUAGGAUCAUGAUGAAGACGGCCCAGACCAUGCAAUUCCCAUCCAUGUCUAGGAACAAGGCAUACGUGAAGUCCUCAUCAUGAGUUACCUGCCAAUAUAAAAUCGCCCAACACAGUUGCUCCUUGCCUGUCCUCUCUGAGUUGGAUAGAAAAGAGGAUGCUCCUGAUAUCCGUCAACAAAUUCCCUCGGAAAUGCCAUUUCUUUGCCAACCAUCCCCCAACACCUCGGCAACCUUCCUGUCAGUCCAAUCCUACAAAACAGGAAAGAAAUGAAGUAGUCAGUCGGUUAGUCAUUAACAACAGCUCCUCCGAAACCCGCUCUACAAUGCCACAAUGUCGCCCACCGCUACCAGAGAAUAAAAAAAAGAAAGAAACAGAGAAAUCACGUCGAACCACUCACCCACAGUUGCCUCGCCAGUUCCAUAUCGCCUGCCAUACGACUGGUCUCAUCCCUCUUCGCAACCGGCACAAAAUACUGGCCCCUCACUCCACCACCUGCAGCAAUAUCUCCACUAGCUGCCAAAUAAAGCGCUGUCCCCACCGCAUCCUGAAUGGACUGCCCAGCCACGGAGAAAAACAUUUCAAAUGCCUUGCCCACUACGGUACCUAGAUAUCCUCUCCAGAUCUUCAUAUGAUCCGUGGCGAUUUUUCCGGGGAAGAAGCUCUUGACAUAGAUGUGUUUAGUCGUUUCGUCAUUGGCACCAUUGCCGUCCACCACGCUCCGAUUAUACCUGCCGCUCUCACCAUUCGUCGCAGCCGCUAAAACCUCACUAAGUCCCCCUUCCAUGAGUCUCCUGCUAACAUGGCACGUGAAGAGAAUAUUUGCCAGCUUAAAGCGGCCGUAGCGCCAGAUACCAUCAUAACAUGCGCUCUUGGUUGGAGAUCCUUCGGAUGGCGUGAGAAGGUUGAGGUCUAGUUCGCGGCAGAGGCUGUGGAGGGAUGAUGUGGUGAAAACGAUGCAGGUGGAGGUGGCAUCUGGGAAGCGGGUGACUGUGGAGUGAAGGAGGGGAAGGAGGAGGACGGUUAGGAUGUGGUGGCCGACGUGGUUUGUGGCGAAGAUGGACUCAAUUGAUUUGGGAGAAACUGGGGUCAUACGUGUGUGUGGAGGUGAUCCCGGGUAAUAGAGGAAAGUUUUUCAAAAAGGCGCCUUAUGUUUAUCAGAAGAAAGAGGGGUUAAGGGGCUGAGUUCUCAUACCAGCAUUGCAUACGAGAAUAUCCAACCUAUCAGCCCUCCCCCGAAUAUUCCACGCCGCCCUCCUUACCUAUACCAUAUCUCCCAAAUCGCAUUGGAUAAACUCAGUUCUCUGCAUCUCGCACCAGUCUCCAGCUGAAUAUGCGGGUUCCUCUUCCAGAUAUCGACGGUAGCGUCAUAUUUGUCUCGUCUGCGACUAAAGUAUAUAUAGCUUCGCGAUGCCAUAGAGGAGAAGCUGCAUGCUUAUCCCUAGAGAGAUGUUUUUUUUAAAUAUAUAUAUAUAUAUAUAUAUAUAUACAUCUCAGCAACGUCAAAGUGUUGGAUUAGGAUAUGGGAUGGAUGAAUAGUAGAUAAAUGAGUACAACAAUCGAACUGAAGAGAAAAUUUAGAAAUCGAACUUUCCUUGUCCAAUGCCUGAUUGACCUCCCUAUUGGGAUACGCGUAAAAUAAUAGCCGGCGACCACAAUCGUUAAUUGUCUAUUGCCUAUGGAUUAGAUGUUGUAUCAUAGAUAGUUGUGCAGAUAGAUACCCUAGCCACUGCGACCACACGAAACGGGGCUUACAGUGAUAAUCACAGCCUUCCCAUGAAGGUCUGGAACUUGAGAUAAUGAGAACCUCCGGGAUGUAAAUAUACCUGUCAUCUUCGACGUGUUCUUCUUCCAAUUAACGGUUUGUGCAGCAUCUUCGUUUGUAGAUAUAACUUACAGUGUAUGUAUGUACUUGAAGUUGCGUGGUUUAGUUAUACGGCGUAUGAGGCGGAUAUACUCAUUUAAGCUAAAUAAACAUAUUGGGAAAGCCACCCUUGCAUGAAGCAAGCUGACGGGUUGACAUUGAAAAUCAGGAGCUUGAAAAUAAGUAGAAAUUCCCAUGGAUAUUCGAUGUUGAAUUAUAUAGAAUCUAUCAUGCUACAUUAAUAGCCAGAGGUAAUUAAGUCAUCGUCA